Molecule: messenger RNA, 177 nt
Organism: Peronospora matthiolae
Lineage: Eukaryota; Oomycota; Peronosporomycetes; Peronosporales; Peronosporaceae
Source: the annotation of a GenBank genome assembly
AUGACUACUUUGUGGCGCGAGCGUAACAUUAUAGCGCAACAACUGGCAGAUGAUGAGGCGAUGAGAGUGGACGCUUCCGGCAUGAGUGACAUCAAGAAUCAGUAUUUGCCCUGCGUCAAUAUAAUGCUUGAGGAAAUGGAGAGGGAGCUUGACGGCGGGACAAGUGACGGGGCAUGA